UCUUGAAUCCCUCUACACAUGUGAUCAAAACAGUGAGCAGGAGCAAUGUAUUGAAGUAUAACCUAUUUGUUGUCUAUAAAUUUAAAUUUAAACUAUAUUUUAAAUAAACAAGCAACAAAUAAAUAUAUCAACAAUGAUUCCUACAAGAAUGUUACUGAGACGUAUGUCGAAUAAUGUGCGACACCAAUCAAUAUUAUCUCAGAGAGCCGAAGUACAACAAGAAGAGCCGAUCCGAAUAAUUCGCACCACUGAAGAUAAUCCCCAGAAACAUAAUCGCGACCACUUGAAUCGCUUUUACACGGUACCUAAAAAUGCUGUGAGUCAAGUAAUGCCUCGGACAUCAAUGCCAAGACGUCUUCAUAUUCAAAUAAAAACAUUUAGGGAGGCAUGUAUUAUGGUACGGGAGCCGGCUAUUGAGCUGAUAUCAUACCUUGAGCAGACGGAUUACUCCAAGCCUCCAAAUAAAUAUGUGCUGUACGGACCGGUGGGAAGCGGUAAAACAUUGACGUUGAUGCAUCUAUUACACUAUGGAUAUGUUACUCAGAAGAUUUUGGUCCAUAUACCCUGGAUCCCAGAUUGGUUUAGAAAACGAGGACCGUCAAAUCCGUGUCAACGAGUUGAAGGGUUGUUUGAUUUACCAGUCGCUGGAGCUCAAUGGCUAGUACGUUUCAAGUCCCAAAAUAACCACUUGCUGAGUAAACUUGAUAUCCGACUAUCAAAAAAUUACGUCUGGAACACGAGAGAGCAAAAUUCAGCAGGAACGCCACUGCAAGACAUGAUAGAUUUUGGAAUAGGACGUGGCAAAUAUACAUGCGAUGUGAUCGAUGCGCUACUCAAAGAGCUUAAAAUAGCAAGUACUUCCGGACAUUGUAAUACUCUAGUUCUUCUUGACGGCGUCAAUGCAUUUUUUGGUGAAGACACUCGGGUAAAAGACUCCACCUUCAAACCUCUCUAUGCACAGCGCGUGUCUUUGACUCAAUCAUUCUUGGAUUUCAUAAAAUACGAUUGGUGCAAUGGUGCGAUUAUUGCAACAGUUGAUUCACUAGCAGUUAAGGGCGAGAAUCAGUUUGAUUCAACAUACCCUCGGUUUCUUCUCGGCAAACUAGGUUUCGAGCAUCUGGACCCAUUCUUACCAAUCGAAGUCCCUAAUUACUCAGAAGAUGAGUUCGAUGCUGCUAUCGAAUAUUUGAAAGACAGAAUAUGGAUUAGAAACUUAACAGAAGCUGGCAAACGUGAAUUGGAACUAUUGUCCAACAGAAAUCCUUACAAACUUAUGAGACUUACAGCGUCUAUAUAAAUUAUAAUUAUUAAUUUUAGUUAGUUUUUAAACUUACUGUUUUAUAAUCAAUUUAUUAUUCAUAAUAUUAAAUUGCUGAAAAAUAAAUUUGUCUAUAGCAAAAAAAUGAUUA
Cotesia glomerata is the source of this 1409-nucleotide messenger RNA. RefSeq names its product 28S ribosomal protein S29, mitochondrial (gene mRpS29). The coding region runs from base 134 to 1297 and encodes 387 amino acids. Gene Ontology annotation, cellular component: mitochondrial small ribosomal subunit; mitochondrial ribosome. The record is from RefSeq and is a predicted model, not a curated record. Gene Ontology annotation, biological process: apoptotic process. NCBI's taxonomy places the organism in Eukaryota, Metazoa, Arthropoda, Insecta, Hymenoptera, Braconidae. Gene Ontology annotation, molecular function: structural constituent of ribosome. The transcript has 6 exons.